Messenger RNA from Trichogramma pretiosum, 1070 nucleotides. RefSeq names its product calcium-dependent protein kinase 12-like. The record is from RefSeq and is a predicted model, not a curated record. Gene Ontology annotation, molecular function: calcium ion binding; myosin heavy chain binding. The coding region runs from base 111 to 1064 and encodes 317 amino acids. Gene Ontology annotation, cellular component: myosin II complex; cytoplasm. The transcript is spliced from 5 exons. NCBI's taxonomy places the organism in Eukaryota, Metazoa, Arthropoda, Insecta, Hymenoptera, Trichogrammatidae. Gene Ontology annotation, biological process: post-embryonic development; locomotion.
UUCUUCGCGCUGUGCUCUCUUCGCUUUUUGGAGUUAUUUACAUAUUUAAUUUGCUGUGCUAAGGAAGUUAAGACCGACUUAUCUUGCCCUAAUAGCACCUGUUCUUAUUAAUGGAGAGAUUUGCUUGGGGGAGGCUGCGUAUACGCCGGUGUAUACCGAUCCUAUAUAAAAUCAAACGGCCCAGCUACGUUUUCCGCCAGUCCAGUUCGGCUUUCAUCGCUGAUACUUACUUCACGUUUGCCUUUUACAAAAGUUCGAAUUUCUUUCUCGAUUUUCGAGCGAUGUCGACUUCCGAAGAGUCCGGUAACAAAAGUGACAGUAAAAAAGAUCGAGUAAAAGAAUCGUCGGAACAAAAAUCUGCCAGCAAUGGAAAAACAGAUCCGAGCAAUUUGCCCAGAAAAAGCAUAGCGGAAAUCAGUUCGGGACGAUCGAGUAAAAAGCGAGCAUCGAUCAAGGACAAAAACAAGCCGCCAGCCGAUAGUGACGAAUAUCUGUCCUUCGCCGAAAUACUCAAGCGGAAACUAUUUCAACAAUUUUUAACUCAAGUGCAGAAAAAAUCCGAGGAGCACAGAGCGAAGCUCGUUUCUCAACUGAGCGAGGUUUUCAAAAUCUUUGACAUUAAUCGUGAUGGAAUUAUUGAUGAAUCUGAUUUGAAGUUCACCUUUACAUCACUGGGGGAAAUGAACGUUUCUGAAGAUAAAAUAAAAAAAAUGAUUUCAGAAAGUCCAAAGCCAAUUGAUUUUGAUGCAUUUGUCAGCUUAUUUGAAGAUAAAGAAAUGGAGUUUGAUUCUGAAAUGGACUUGAUAAAAGCUUUUUCUAAAUGGGAUAAAAAAAAUAGUGGCUUUUUGGAUGAAGAAGAGCUUAGAACAGAUAUUACAUCAUACGGUGAUAGAUUCACAGAAAAAGAUACUGAUCGGGCUUUGGAAGAAGCACCGGUAUGUGAUCAGAAUGGAAAACCAACUAUUGAUUACAUAGAGUUCUGUUCUAAUUUAUGUGGAUUACAAAAUAUCACAAAAACUGAUGUGUUUCAUGAAAGAUGUACAAGAGACUCCAGAAAACAAUAAAUAAGU